Phasianus colchicus (ring-necked pheasant) is the source of this 2749-nucleotide messenger RNA. It is a transcript of the gene TENT5B, whose product is annotated as terminal nucleotidyltransferase 5B. Gene Ontology annotation, biological process: mRNA stabilization. NCBI's taxonomy places the organism in Eukaryota, Metazoa, Chordata, Aves, Galliformes, Phasianidae. The record is from RefSeq and is a predicted model, not a curated record. Gene Ontology annotation, molecular function: RNA binding; poly(A) RNA polymerase activity.
CCGGCGGCGGGCGGGAGCGCAGCGGCGCGGAACGGUUCCCUGCAGCGCCCCCCCGGGGUCCGCCUCCGCCCGCAGCUCCCCCCGCUCGGCACCGGCUUAGGGUUUUUUUUUUUUUUUUUCCCUUCACUUUCCUUCUUUCCCCCCCCAUCACCACCACCUCCCAGCCCGGUAUUUCCGGCUGAUUUCCGCACCGCUUCCGGGGGGAGCUGCCGGCGGGGCGAUGCUGGCGGCGGAGGCUGCGGGCUGCUCGGAGCAGCGCACCGGGGAGCGCUUCAGCGUGCUGACAUGGGAGCAGGUGCAGCGAUUGGACCAGAUCUUGGGCGAGACCGUCCCCAUCCACGGCCGAGGCAACUUCCCGACGCUGUCCGUGAGGCCCCGAACCAUCGUGCAGGUCGUCCGCAGUCGCCUGGAGAAGAAGGGGAUCGUGGUGCACAACGUGAGGCUGAACGGCUCAGCAGCCAGCCACGUGCUGCACCAGGACAGCGGGCUGGGCUACAAGGACCUCGACCUCAUCUUCGGGGUGGAUCUGAAGACGGAAGACGUCUUCCAGCAGGUGAAGGAUGUGGUGAUGGAUUGCCUCCUCGACUUCCUCCCCGAAGGGGUCAACAAAGACAAGAUCACCCCCAUGACCCUGAAGGAAGCCUAUGUGCAGAAGCUGGUGAAGGUGUGCAAUGAAACCGACCGCUGGAGCCUCAUCUCCCUGUCCAACAACAGUGGGAAGAACGUGGAGCUCAAAUUCGUGGACUCUCUCAGGAGGCAGUUUGAGUUCAGCGUGGAUUCCUUUCAGAUCAUCCUGGAUUCCCUUCUGCUCUUCGGGGAGUGCUCGGAAAACCCCAUGGCUGAGAACUUCCACCCCACGGUCACCGGGGAGAGCAUGUAUGGGGACUUUGAGGAGGCCAUGGAGCACCUGAGGAGCAGAGUCAUCGCCACCCGGAACCCGGAGGAGAUCAGAGGUGGGGGGCUCCUGAAGUACUGCAACCUCCUGGUGAGGGGCUUCAAACCCAAAUCCGAGGUGGAUAUGAAGGCUCUGCAGCGUUACAUGUGCUCCAGGUUUUUCAUAGACUUCUCUGACAUCGGCGAGCAGCAGAGGAAGCUGGAGUGCUACCUGCAGAGCCACUUCGUGGGCAUGGAGGACAAACGUUAUGACUAUCUGAUGACCCUCCACCGGGUGGUCAAUGAGAGCACGGUCUGCCUCAUGGGACACGAGAGGAGGCAGACCCUGAACCUCAUUGCCACGCUGGCCGUGAGGGUCCUGGCUGAGCAGAACAUCCUCCCCACUGUCACAAAUGUCACCUGCUAUUACCAGCCGGCCCCUUACAUCAGCGAGAUCAACGUCAACUACUACGUGACCCACGUGCAGCCCUUCCUGCCCUGCAACCAAUCCUACCCCACGUGGCUGCCCUGUAACUGAGCUGGGAUGAACUUCAGGGGCUGCCCUCGAGGUAUUCCCUGGUUUUGGGGAGCCAGGAGUGGGGGUGACCUUCCUAGAACUGCAACGAAAGGAAACUUCACUCUUGCCCCCCCAGCGUGUGUUGCUGCUGGGGUGGUCAGAGCCAGGCCUGCAGGCUGUGAUGGGCCGUGCAGUGCUGCAGGAGCUCAGAUGGGAAGAUUUAUUGUAGGCAAUGGGGGGGGUAAGGGGGGGGUGUGAGGGGAGAUUGUAGAGUUCCGGUGAGGUAGAUCUGCACUGCCCUGAAAUGGAUCUGAAUCUUUUUUUCCUUUUUUUUUUUAGUGCAGGGGGUGUUAUGGGUGUGUGCAGACUUGUGGUUUCUGAUGAGAGAAGCCAGAGUGGCUAAUUUCCUGUGAACGGACCAAAGAAUCCUGUUUAAGUGCCUGUAACAACAUAAACACAACUGUACUGUAAACCUGAUAUAUAGAUAUAUAUUUUUUGCAGGGGUUGACAUCCCGAGAGCUCGAAGAGGGGAUGUCCUGCGUGGAAAAUGUUUCUGUUGUAUGGGUGGGAGGGGGAGGGGGGGGUCAUGAGAUCAUUUCUAGUAGCCUUGCUGGAGGGAGAGUGGGAUCUGGCUUGGAUUGACUGCGUGUAAAUGCCUGAAAUGGGGAGGAUGCUGCUGGGGGGGUGCGUGGGUUGACUGAAGCUCCCCAUCCUGUGGUGCCUAAAGGUGAAUUUGUCCAUGGAGGAUGAUGCAGAUCGGUGUGGGAGCCCCAGGCUGUGCGGGGUGCUGUGUUUUCUAGGGGAAUUGGCAAUGCUGCUUUUCUUGGCAUGCAGCGUGGCAUCACGUUUGGGGCUCUGUGGGAAGAGCAGGCUUGUCCUUGAAGCACAAUGCAUUCAGGAGGCUGUUAUCUCAUGGUGGGGGCCGUGUCCCUGGGGAGGGGGGGGGAUGCACAGCCCUCUCCCAGCACCCUGAUCCUCCUCCACUUUGGGGCAGGUCCUGUUCAGAAGCAGCUGCUGUGAUCCCAGCUGUGUGAACCAUUGGAACUCAUCCUCUAGCUGGAAGCUGGGGUCCCACGUGAGGGGUGGUUGGUGUUAGGAGAAAUUCUGUCUUCCAAACAAACCCUGUUGUGUCUUAAGGGCCCCGGGGUGGUUCUGCUGGGUUGUGCAGAGCCUUUCCCUGUGCUGCCCCUUCUCACCGAGCAUCAUCUCAGGCCAUCUGUGCGUGGAUGGGGCGGUGGGAAGGCAGCUGGGUGCUCCCUCUGAGGCUAACAGACUCAGUAUCUCUACUAACUCAUUUGUGUUCCUGUGACGACUGUACCAGGCGGGCAGACCUGCUAAAUAAAGUCUAGAUACUUGGAA